Molecule: messenger RNA, 1227 nt
Organism: Callorhinchus milii (elephant shark)
Lineage: Eukaryota; Metazoa; Chordata; Chondrichthyes; Chimaeriformes; Callorhinchidae
Product: adhesion G protein-coupled receptor E5-like
Exons: 9
Coding region: 1-1158 (385 amino acids)
Biological process (GO): cell surface receptor signaling pathway; adenylate cyclase-activating G protein-coupled receptor signaling pathway
Cellular component (GO): membrane
Molecular function (GO): G protein-coupled receptor activity
Source: RefSeq, a predicted model, not a curated record
AUGACUUCGCUGCUCCGAGAGCCAGCGCGGGACUCGCUGGGCCGAAUGGCCUCCUCCUUCUGCGCCGUCUUGACUCGAAGCGACGGCGACGGGAAGAGAUCGGACGCGGACGAAGGCGGAGCCCGAACGGUCUGCGUCGGCCUGAACCGCACCGUCAACGACUGGUCCGCAGAGGGUUGUUCGCUGGUCCAGAAGAACUCCACCCACACGACCUGUAGCUGCAACUACCUCAGUAGCUUUGCGGUGCUCAUGGCUCUACAUGAAAUCCGGGACCCCUGGCACCUGUUCAACCUCACUCUGAUGUCCUACAUUGGACUGAGCAUCUCCAUGGUUUGUCUGUUGGUCUCCAUCGUCACCUUCACCUUCUGUCGGGCCAUUAAAGGCACAAGAAACACCAUCCACAUCCACCUGUGUCUCAACCUCCUCCUGGCGGAGCUCCUGUUCUCCGUAGGGAUAUCCCGCACUGGGAACAAGUUGGCCUGCGCUCUGAUCGCUGGGUUUCUCCACUACUUCUUCCUGGCGGUGUUCGCCUGGAUGCUGCUGGAGGGGGUGCAGCUGUACAUCAUGGUGGUCAAAGUCUUCAACGUCAAUCUCCUGACCAAGAGGCACUUGCUGCCCGUGGGCUAUGGGAUGCCCCUGGUUAUCGUAGGCAUCUCGGCAGCUGUCUACGGCGAAGGAUACGGAACCGAAAGAUAUUGUUGGUUGACGUUGAAGAAAGAUUUCCUGUGGAGUUUCCUGGGGCCGGUGUGCGCAAUCACGGUGGUUAACCUGAUGUUUUAUGCCGUGACCGUGUGCCAACUCGCGCGGAAGAUGCCCAGCGUUCAGCGGGAGAAGCCCAAGCUCAAGAAACUCAGGUUGUUUACGGUGACGGCCAUCGCUCAGCUCUGCCUCCUCGGGUGCACGUGGAUCCUCGGGAUCUUCCACUUCCACAAAGACACCAUUGCGAUGGCGUACAUCUUCACCGCGGUCAACAGCCUCCAGGGCGCGUUCAUCUUCGUCCUGCACUGCCUCCUCAACAAACAGAUACGUGAGGAAUAUCGCAAGUGGUGCCUUACGGUGUGCGGAGCGCGAGGGGCGCGUUCGGAAGCCACGACCAGUUUCAUGCCCCUGUUUUCUCUGCAGGAGAAGAGCAGCUUCUCGACAGUUCCCGGAUUUUGAGAGGGCGACGGAAGACGAACUGAGGACCAGGUCGGACCGUGUCGAAUCUCCGCCGGGACCCGGCGCCCG